Messenger RNA from Colletotrichum paranaense, 954 nucleotides. RefSeq lists its product as uncharacterized. The record is from RefSeq and is a predicted model, not a curated record. The coding region runs from base 1 to 954 and encodes 317 amino acids. Gene Ontology annotation, molecular function: methyltransferase activity. The transcript has 7 exons. NCBI's taxonomy places the organism in Eukaryota, Fungi, Ascomycota, Sordariomycetes, Glomerellales, Glomerellaceae.
AUGUCAGCAGCACAUGUAGCGCCCACCGCAAUGAGCUCGCAGUUUCCCAAUGAGUCGCCAAUCAUUGUUGAUGAACAGCACGAUGAAGACGCAACAUCAGAUGUCACCAGCAAUACUCCUAUCCCAAUGAUGAGAGGGAAAGUGACAGACUGUGUAGACCUUCAACAUCACCAAUUCCUCCUUUCUGUCGAUGAAAAAAUUGGCCUCUCACCGCCGAACCAAGAUGACUACUCCGCCAAGCGUGUUCUCGAUAUUGGUACUGGAACCGGGAUUUGGGCAAUUGAGUUCGGUGAGCUCAAGCCCGAAGCAGAGGUCAUUGGCAUUGACUUGUCUCCCCCUUUGGCCGAAGUGCCGCCCAACGUAACAUUUGAGGUGGAUGACAUCGAAGAACCGUGGACGUUCUCCUUGCCAUUUGACUACAUUCACAGUCGAAUGAUGACGUCUAGCAUAUCUGAUUGGAGACGACUCCUUCGAAAUGCUUUCGAUAAUCUCACGCCCGGUGGCUACCUCGAGCUCCAGGAGAUGGAUCUCAAGCCUCAAUCCGAUGACGGUAGUCUGAAACCCGACGCUGCGGUUGUGCGGUGUUUUGCCCUCCUUGAGAAGGCGGCUACGGUACUUAACCGAUCCUUUCAAGACAUCCCGGAUCUCGUCAACGUGAUGCAAGAAAUAGGUUUCGUCGACGUCUCAAUCAAGAAGGUGAUGUGGCCAGCAAAUACGUGGGCCAAAGGGCAACACUAUAAACUACUAGGGCAAUUUGCCCACGAAAAUUGUAUGUCCGGGAUUGAGGGUUGGACUAUGACACCUUUGACACACGGCCUUGGCUGGAGUAAACAAGAAGUGGAGGUCUUUUUGAUCGAGCUGCGAAAAGAAUUUAAGGACCGACGCAUUCAUGCAUACUGGCCUUGGCAAGUCACCUACAUUACCUUACCCAAUAGGAACAUAUCACACUGCUGA